AUGCGUCCAAAGGAUGUGCCCAGGGAUGUGCCCAGGGAUGUACCCAGGGAUGUACCCAGGGCUGUGCCCAGGGAUGUGCCCAGGGAUGUACCCAGCCGCAUCCCUGCCAGCAUCCCUGGGGCUGCCCCUCCCCGAGCUCCCUGCGCGCUGCUGAGGUGCGGAGUUGGGAAGCAGCACGUGGGAAGUGAAGAAGGGGUGAAGCUGUGGCUGAGGACAGAUGUGGCUCUGGCUUGCCCCCCUGGCUCUCCUUGCCCGAGACACCUCCGCAGCCCGGCACGGCCGGCUCCGCGCUCCCGGGACAGCGGGGCGAGGUGCGAGUGCCCGGCGGGGACACGGGCGGGCAGCCCCGGCCCGGAGCGGGACCGAGUGCCGGGGGCGGCGGGCGGGGAGGGCGCACGGGCGGCUGCUGGGGAGGCGGAGGGAGAGAGGGCGGCGCCGGCGGGAGCGGGGCUCGGCGGCGGCCGGCGGAGCUCCGCGCUGCGCUUCUCUCCGGCCCCGCGGGACGUGAGCGGCGGCGGGGCCGGGACGGACACCGAGAUCGGGGUAGGGAAGGAGCGGCGGCGCGGCGGGGCUGGCCGGGCCGGCGGGGACAGCGGCACUUGUGCCCGGCGAGCCGGGCUCGCCCCGCCCCCGGCGGUGGCAGCGCUUAAGGGAGAAGGAGGCGGCGGAGGGGGCGCAGCUCCUCCGGCACCAGCGGGGCUGUGCAGGGAGCUGGGCACAGGGAGCUGGGCACAGGGAGCCGUGCAGGGAAGGUGUGCAGGGAAGCUGUGCAGGGAUGCUGAACAGGGAUGCUGCGAUGCUCCGCUCCGCUCCGCUCCGUCUGAGGAGUUCCCCGGCCGCGCUCCAUUGAGCGCUCCCGGACGGCAGCGGUGCCUCGGUCCGGCGUGCCCCGUUCCCGAUGUAGCUCGGUAA
This is a messenger RNA of Sturnus vulgaris (Common starling), 912 nucleotides long. Lineage: Eukaryota; Metazoa; Chordata; Aves; Passeriformes; Sturnidae. The record is from RefSeq and is a predicted model, not a curated record.